GAAACUCGCUCUAUGGGCAACAGCCCUAUCGCCAUCUCCGUAAAACACCGAUGCUCGCGCCUCCAGGUGUCUAGUCCCGUUUUGAAGAGCUGCGUAUCUUGUGUGUUGUCGAAUUUUUCCGUGUUUGUGAAGUGUCACGUUGCCCUACAAACGAGGAAUAACACACCAAUUUACCGUCAUCCUCUGACGUCCCCGUCAUGGCCGACUUUGUGGAGAGUGAGGCCGAGGAGUCGGAGGAUGAAGAGGUCAUUGGCAAGCGGAAGGUUGUGGAUGACGACGAGGAAGAGGAGGAGGAGGAAGACGAUGACGAGAGGUUACGGGAGGAGAUGAAAGACCUCAUAAAUGACGAAGAGGAAGAAGUUGAGGAAGACUCAGAUGAAGACGUGGGCAAGAAGAAACGGCGACACGAUGACUUUGACGACAAUUUGGAAGAUGAGGACUACGAUCUCAUUGAAGAAAACUUGGGUGUCAAAGUUCAAAGGAAAAAGAAGUUCAAGCGGGUGAGGAGGAUAGAGGACGAGGAGAGUGACAACGAGGACAGCAAGGACAGCACCAAUCGGGACGCCAUCGCCAACGAGCUCUUCGAAGGAUCGGAUGCUGAGGCAGCCACUCCGGGAGACGAUGUCAGAGGCGAGGGAGAGGAGGAGGAGAGGGAGGCCUCUGGUUCGGAGCUGGAGUCCGAUCCCGACGACUUUAUCGUUGACGACGAUGGUCAACCAAUCACAAAGGGAAAGAAGAAGAGGCACAUCAAGUAUACGGAUUCGGCAUUGCAAGAAGCGCAGGACAUUUUCGGCGUCGACUUUGACUUUGACGAGUUUUCCAAGUAUCAGGACGAAUAUGACGAAGAAAUGGAAGAAGAAGAGUACGAGGACGAGGAGGAAGAGGGCGAGGCGCGUCCGCGUCCCAAGAAGACGGCCCGCAAGCGGCCGACCAAGAAGAGCAUCUUCGAGGUGUACGAGCCCGUGGAGCUGGAGCGGGGCCACUUCACGGACCGGGACAACGAGAUCCGGGCCACGGACAUCCCCGAGCGUUUCCAGCUGCGCGCCGUGCCGGUGACCUCCGCCCCCGAGGACGAGAUCAGCCGGGAGGCGGAGUGGAUCUACAAGCACGCCUUUGGGAACCCCACCGUCUCGGUGCAGACGGCCACCGAGGACGGGAAGGGGGCACCGGCCUCGGAACCGGGCGGACGGCACCAGCCGCCGGCCGGCCGCAAGGGCGUCACGGCCAUCGCCAAGAUCGCCGAGGCCCUCAAGUUCAUGCGGAACCAGCUCUUUGAGGUACCGUUCAUCGCCUUCUACCGGAAGGAAUACGUGGAGCCUGAUCUGAACAUUAAUGACCUGUGGACCGUCUACAAGUGGGAUGAAAAGUGGUGCCAGCUGCAGCAGCGCAAGAAGAACCUGAAGCAGCUGCUGCUGCGCAUGCAGGAGUACCAGUGCGACCAGAUCCUUCAGGAGGACCCCGAAAAGCCUCUGCCGGACAACAUUCGUCCCAUCGACGACAACGACUUUCACAGGCUGAAUGAGGUGCAGACGCCCGAGGAGCUGCGCGACGUGUACCAGCACUUCCUGCUGCACUACUCGCUGGACGUGCCCGAGAUGCAGGAGGCCAACCGCAGGCGCAAGCGCAAGGAGGCCGCCGCCGCCAGGGACGACAACCCCGACAACCCCGCCGAAAAGGAGGCGGCCGAGGAGUCGGACGACGAGGCCCAGAAGCUCAAGCACCCCGUCCGCAAGCGGCUCUUCGACAUCUGCCGGGAAGUGGGCCUCGACGGCCUGGCCAAGAAGUUUGGGCUGACACCCGAGCAGUUUGGAGAGAACCUGCGAGACAACUACCAGCGGCACGAGGUAGACCAGUUCCCCGUCGAGCCCCUGGUCGCAGCCGCCGACUUUGUCAGCAAGCGCUUCCCGACGGCGGAGGAGGCCCUGAAGGGGGCCCGCUACAUGGUGGCAGUCCAGAUCUCGAUGGACCCCCUGGUGAGGAGGUGCAUCCGGGAGACCUUUUUCGAGAGGGCCAAGAUCUGCGUCACCCCGUCCAAGAAGGGACUUAAGGAAAUUGACGAGAACCAUCCGUGCUAUCCCAUCAAGUACCUGCAGAACAAGCCGGUCAGGGACCUGGAGGGGGAGCAGUUCCUGCACAUGUCGCAGGCGGAGGGAGAGGGCCUGCUCAAGACCAGCAUUGUGAUGGACAGCGACUCCCGCUCCCAUCCGGGCUCCUACCUCGACGAGAUCAAGCAGCUCUACUACAGGGACGAGUUCAGCAACAACGUCCAGGAGUGGAACAACCAGCGCUGCGAGGCCCUCAGUUAUGCACUGAGCAAGCUGCUCUACCCGGCCUUUGAGAAGGAGCUCAAGGUGCAGCUGCUCCUCGAAGCUCAGGACGGCAUCGUCAAGGCAUGCUGUCGCAAACUCUACAACUGGCUGAAGGUGGCACCCUACCAGGUGGACCCUCAGAUGGAAGAGGACGAGGACUUUGAUACCCGCGACGGCAUCCGGGUCUUUGCCAUCGCCUACGAGAACGACUGGGAAGUCCCGGCGUUUGGGGCGCUUAUUGACGGCACGGGGGAGGUGAUGGAGCACCUGCGGCUACCACACUUACUCAAGCGCAAGAACUCCUGGAAGGAGAAGGAGAGAGAGCUCAAGGAGCACGACAUGAGGGUGCUGAGAAAGUUCAUCCUCAACAAGAAGCCCCACGUCAUUUGCGUCGGGGCACAGUCGAGAGAGGCCCUACAAAUAGUCGAAGACAUCAAGGCUGUUGUGACGGACCUUGCGGAGAACGAACAGAUGCCCCUGAUCAACGUCGAACUCUUGGACAACGAUCUGGCCAUUGUCUACAUGAACUCCAAGAAAGCAGAGAGCGACUUCCGGGACUACCCGCUGCUGCUGCGGCAGGCCAUCUCCCUGGCGAGGCGCAUGCAGGACCCCCUGGUGGAGUUCUCGCAGCUCUGCACCCCCGACGAGGAGAUCUUCUGCCUCAAGUACCACCCACUACAGGACUCGGUUCCCCGGACGGACUUCACAAAUGGCCUGAACUUGGAGUUUGUGAACCGGACCAACGAGGUUGGGGUGGACAUCAACCUGGCCAUUGCGCACACCCACACCUCUUACCUGGUCCAAUUCCUGUGCGGACUGGGGCCCCGGAAGGGCUACGCACUGCUCAAGACCCUGAAGCAGAGCCACCAGCGCCUGGAGAGCCGUACCCAGCUGGUGACCGUCUGCCACAUGGGGCCCAAGGUGUUCAUCAACUGUGCCGGCUUCAUCAAGAUCGACACCACCUCCUUCGAGAACAGCACCAACGCGUACGUGGAGGUGCUGGACGGUUCCCGGGUGCACCCGGAGGCGUACGAGUGGGCCCGCAAGAUGGCCGUGGACGCACUGGAGUACGACGACGUCACCGAGGACGUCAACCCGGCCGAGGCCCUCGAGGAGAUCCUCGAGAACCCGGAGAAGCUCAGGGACCUGGACCUGGAUGCCUUUGCGGUUGAGCUGGAGCGGCAGGGCUACGGCAACAAGAGCAUCACCCUGUACGACAUCCGGGCAGAGCUGAACCACCGCUACAAGGACCUCAGGACAGCCUUCAGGGCCCCCAACCCAGAGGAGACUUUCAACAUGCUCACCAAGGAGACCCCCCAGACCUUCUACAUCGGCAAGAUGGUGACCUGCCAGGUGGUGGGCAUUGCCCGUCGCAAGCCCCACGGGCAGCAGCUGGACCAGGCCAACCCAAUCCGCAACGACGAGACGGGUCUGUGGCAGUGCCCCUUCUGUCUCAAGAACGACUUCCCCGAGCUCAGCGAGGUGUGGAACCACUUCGACGCGGGCAGCUGCCCCGGCCAGUCGAUGGGAGUGAGGGUGCGCCUCGACAACGGUGUCAACGGCUUCAUCCACAUCAGGUUCAUCAGCGACAAGAAGGUCACCAACCCCGAGGAGAGGGUUCGGCCAGGAAUGAUCCUGCACUGUCGCAUCAUCAAGAUAGACAUAGAGAGGUUUGCAGUGGACCUCACCUGCCGCUCCUCCGACCUGGCAGACGUGAACAACGAGUGGAGGCCGGCCAAGGACCUCUACUACGACAACGAGGCGGAGGACAAGGAGAGGAAGGUGGUGGACGACAGCAUGAAGAAGCAGAACCGACAAACGUACGUCAAGCGGGUGAUUGUGCACCCUUCCUUCCACAACAUCUCGUACAAGGAGGCCGAGAAGCUGCUCAGCACCAUGGACCAGGGAGACGUCAUCAUUCGCCCGAGCAGCAAGGGUGUGGACCACCUGACUGUCACCUGGAAGGUGCACGAGGGAAUCCUCCAGCACAUCGACGUAAAGGAGCAGGGCAAGGAGAACGCCUUCAGCCUCGGCUCAUCGCUUCUCAUCAACAACGAGGAAUUCGAGGACCUGGACGAGAUCAUAGCGAGGCACGUGCAGCCCAUGGCCGGCUACGCCCGGGACCUGACGAGCUUCCGCUACUUCCGGGAGGCCGAGGGGGGCAAGCGGGAGGUCCUGGAGAAGCUGCUGGCCGAGGAGAAGAAGCGCAACCCGUCCAAGAUCCACUACGUCGUCUCUUCCUGCCGGGAGUUCCCGGGGAAGUUCCUGCUCUCCUACCUGCCCAGGGUCAAGGCGCGGCACGAGUACAUCACGGUGACACCCGACGGUUACCGCUACCGGCAGCAGAUGUUCCACUCGGUGGGGUCCCUGUUCCGCUGGUUCAAGGAGCACUUCCGGGACCCUGUGCCGGGCACACCGGGCAGCGCCACCAACGCUCGCACCCCAAUGGGCCAGUCUUCGUACAUCGGAGCAACGCCAAGCAUCAACAUAUCGAACGUGGACCCCCAGGCCAUCCAGCGAGCAGCGGCCAACAUUCCGAGUCACAUGUUUGCCUCCCUGUCCCAAGUGGCGGGGCAGACGCCUUCCUUCACCACCCCGUACGGGGGCACCUAUGCCAACGCCUACCCCUACCACCAGCCGUACACGCCGUCCCAGGCGGUGGCCACUCCGAUGGUGACGCCCUCGUACCACGCGGUGGCGACGCCGUCCCAGGCGGUGACGCCCCGCUACCCGCAGACGCCCCAGACCUCGUGGGGGACCCAGCACCCCACCACGCCCCGCGGGGCGCACACCCCGAGGCACACCCCGUCCGCCAUCCCCGUCAUGCAGGCCAACCCCAUCCCCACCGUGGUCUCGUCCGGUCCAAAGAUGCCGGCAAACCCGUCGGCGGCGGACUGGAAGCGCAUGGCGGAGCAGUGGGCGAAACAGCGGCGCGAGCAAGAAGCUCCGGGGCGGGCCGGCGGAGGCGCCCGCACGCCCCGCACCCCGACCCGCGCCUCUCCGAGCCCCAUGGUGGAGUCGACGCCCCAGGGAGACGCGACUCCGCUCAUCGACGAGCAGUAGGAGACGGAUCACUGGCUCCAGCGAGACGACAGGAAUGCCGACAAGGAUGACAACCAAUUGAGUGUGCCCUUUAGCCGGGAAAGAGCGUCUUUGGCAUCGCCGAGAUCGCCAUUCCUGCAGCCACUCCUAAAUCCGGCCCGCUUUGUGUCGGUGGAAUCUUUGAUUUGAUCGGGAUGUCGAAGGAGAUUAGAAAGUGUGGGGACUAAUUACUGUGACUGACGGUAAUGGGCUACGAGUACUUGACGUCCCCCCCCGACGGCCGCUUCCAAAUGUUUGAGGGUUGGGGAGUCCAGGCUCAUUUCAGCCUUUGAGUCAAAGUAAGAACGAAUUCUCAAACACCUUUUGGGCCGAUGGCUGCCCUUAAAUAUGCCGCAAAUUACCGCUUCGUGUCAGCGGAGGAGAGGUGGAAGUUUUCUUCGUCAGUUAUAGUGUUCAUUGCUUGUUUUCUUUUUGGUUCUGCAAGUGUGCUCAAUUGGAAGGGCACGGUUGAGUUUUCAGUCGGUAAACAUUUUUGUUUCAAAAUGUGCGAUUGCACUUUGAGUCCUACGCUCGUUUGGGGAUAUUUUGAAGACUAGCUCUUGUGUGGGGAAAAUGGAGAGAAGAGGUGACAAUGCUAGGAGAAAUGGAGAGGCAUUUUGAGUAUGAGGCAAUUAUAUAUUUUUGAAGGGCCGUAAUGUGGCUUGUCCCACUUUGAUGCAAGAGAUGUGUCCUUGUGUGUUCUUGCAUAGUGAUGGACCAAGCUGUGGCUGCACUUUCCUGCUCUUGAAUGUUCCGAGGUAGCAAAGGCACACCUGUUUGUGAUGUUGCGUUAUGACCCGCAGACUUGAAAAGUGGAUGUAUCUUACGGCACUGUUCAGUUCUUUCAAAUGGAAACAGCUCGAAAUAUGUCCUUGGAUGAACUCCAACUCUUAUCACGAGUGUGUGAUGUCGUCGAAAUCGUAGGAAUGUGCACAUUUGGCAGAUCACUCUGCAGCAACCUCGUUAACAUGUUGCAAAAACUGUGCUGAUAGGCUGAAACCUGCCUUGUAAAUAUGAAUUUCAUACAUGCAGUAUUUAAGCUAUGUGACAUUUCUUCCUAUCCCUUAGCGAUAGGAGUUCUUUCGGAAAUAAAUGUCUUUAAACUCGA
This is a messenger RNA of Ixodes scapularis (black-legged tick), 6498 nucleotides long. It is a transcript of the gene Spt6, whose product is annotated as transcription elongation factor SPT6. Gene Ontology annotation, molecular function: DNA binding; histone binding; nucleosome binding. Gene Ontology annotation, biological process: transcription elongation-coupled chromatin remodeling; positive regulation of transcription elongation by RNA polymerase II; transcription elongation by RNA polymerase II. The transcript has 37 exons. Lineage: Eukaryota; Metazoa; Arthropoda; Arachnida; Ixodida; Ixodidae. The record is from RefSeq and is a predicted model, not a curated record. The coding region runs from base 198 to 5372 and encodes 1724 amino acids. Gene Ontology annotation, cellular component: transcription elongation factor complex.